This is a messenger RNA of Callorhinchus milii (elephant shark), 1751 nucleotides long. RefSeq lists its product as uncharacterized. Lineage: Eukaryota; Metazoa; Chordata; Chondrichthyes; Chimaeriformes; Callorhinchidae. Gene Ontology annotation, biological process: biosynthetic process. The record is from RefSeq and is a predicted model, not a curated record. Bases 136 to 951 code for a protein of 271 amino acids. The transcript is spliced from 8 exons.
GGAGUGGGGGAGGGAGGAGAGUGACAUCAGUCUGUAUUGACCGAGUGUGUAACGUGGUUUCCGUGUGUGCAGAGCAGCGGUUGACCGGGAGUGUGUUCUCCAGCAGAGCCCAGGACCAGAGCGGCGUUGGGUGUCAUGAAGGCUAUCAUACUGGCAGCUGGUUAUGGCACGAGGCUGAACCGUGACCUCCAGAGUCAGACCACGGUGGAGCUGCGGCCCCUCCUGGGCACCCCCAAGCCGCUUCUACCGGUUGGGCCCCGGCCGCUCAUCAGUCACUGGAUGGCGGCCGUCGAGGAGGACGGCGGCGCUAUUGACGCGGUUUACGUUGUUACAAACGAUCUCUACUAUGAGAGGUUUCAGGAUUGGGCAAAAGAAUUUAAACUGGUUCAAGUUUUGAAUGAUGGAACAAGAAGGAAUGAGGAACGGUUGGGUGCCAUAGCUUGUCUGCAACUUGCAAUUGAUAAAUUUAACAUCAAUGAUCACAUAUUGGUUAUUGGCGGUGACACACUAUUCUAUGAUGAUUUCAGCCUCUCAGAUGUCAUCACAAAAUUUGUUGAGCUACAGAAGACUAAUUGUGACAGCAAUCUAGUUCUGUCUUACUUGUGCAAAGAUGAAGAAACUACAAAGUUUGGGAUUUUAGAAGUCGACGAAAACUUCAAAGUCACUGCAUUUAAAGAAAAACCCAGCUCCACCCAAACAACAUCUCGCAGAGCAUGUCCUUGUUUUUAUGUGUACUCAAAAAACACAAUUCCAUUGAUUGCAAAAUUUCUUCAAGAAAAACAGAAUACACCCUUGGAAGAGAAGGAUGCACCUGGAAACUUCUUAUCCUGGGUCCACACGAGAAAGCCAGUCUUUGCUCAACAUAUAUCUGGGCGCUUUGAUGUCGGAAAUCUUCCAUCAUACAUUGACUGUAACAAAUAUUUUCAGAAGCGUCAAGAUACAACUGCUUAAUACAAGCAGCAACAUUCCAUUCAGUGCUUUUAAACUGUUCCUGUGCACAGAAAAAAUAAUGUAGAACUAAACUACUUUGCACUUUCGCUGAUGAGAGGAACUGAAUAUGGCAAUUAUAACCUGAAGCCCCUCUGGAGCCCUGGAAUUACCCUGUGAUUUUAUGCUGAAUACUUUUAUAAAGAUAUAUUUGAAUUGCUAUUUUUAAAAUUAAUUUAGUUCUGUUACCAUGCAAUGAAUGUAGAAGCAGGAAGUUCACAGAAUCUGUGAAAUGAGAGCAGGAAUGUACAGCUGUAGAUUGCUCAUGUCAUUUACAUACAAUUGCUCCUGUGCACUUGUAAGAUUGGUAGUGGUGUUAUUACGAACAAUUGCUACCUUGAGGUAUAAAAGCUUAAGCUUUCAAGUUGCUUUAUAAGCGGUUAUAAAGUACCAAAAAGCAUCUUCCAUCGUCGACAGACAUUGCCAGCAUUAAGUUUGCACAUGGACUUGUACCUGAAAUCCCCAUCACAGAUCGUACUCAUGGCAGAAUUCUGUUCUUUGGAGUUAGACGUGGUUUCUAUGAUGGAUAAUACCUUAUGAUUAGGAGUAUCAAUGAUCCAAAUAUGAAAAAUUCUAUGGAAAUCACUAGAGGAAUCAUUCAGAAAAAUUAAAUAAAUUGUACUGUAUCAGUUUAAAAAGAAUAAUAAAACCAGCAUUCCUUAUUGAAAGAUUGUUAAGAUUCAACACAUGGAUGUGCCUGAUAUAAAUGCAUUAAAAAGCCAAGAAUUUCCAUGUAAUUGGUUUUGAAUAUGAGUGAUCAAAAA